Poeciliopsis prolifica (blackstripe livebearer) is the source of this 9146-nucleotide messenger RNA. RefSeq names its product DEAD-box helicase 3 X-linked b (gene ddx3xb). Lineage: Eukaryota; Metazoa; Chordata; Actinopteri; Cyprinodontiformes; Poeciliidae. Gene Ontology annotation, molecular function: RNA binding; RNA helicase activity; ATP binding. Gene Ontology annotation, biological process: cell differentiation; gamete generation. Gene Ontology annotation, cellular component: P granule; nucleus. The record is from RefSeq and is a predicted model, not a curated record.
ACUUUUAAACAAAGCAAAAAUAUUUACGCUAAUUGUAGAUAAUAUCAUUAUUAUGCUAAUUGUAUAAUUAACUGACUAAUUGACAUAAUUAGAUUUUUUCACAAUUGAUAUAUUCUUUUACAUUUACCUCCUUUUAUUUUGAAAGUACCGGAUGUGUAUGUACGUUUUAAGGCUGCUCGCUUGACCGACAGCGGACUGCUUCUUCUCUGCCUCAGCUGAAGAACAAACCGACGCAGCUGGGUUUGCAUCAAGUAUCAACCCUUGACGCCUAAACAGAGGAAUUUACCAUCACUUCAAAUUCAACCGCAGCAUUUUUGCAGAGUUCAAUAGAAACAGUAGGCAAAUGAAAUAAGUGUCAACUCGCCGUAACCACAGAAACCCGCUAGAGGCAAAGAAGCCAAAACAAAACAUCAAAACCCGGCAAACAAAGAGGUCCUUUUUUCAACGCCAACAUUUUUCCGCCAUAUUCAAUAGUUAUGAGUCAUGUGGCCGUCGAAAAUGCCCACGGUCUAGAACAGCAGCUCGCUGUCCUAGACUUGAGUGCUCCAGAUGGACAAGGCGGAGGUACUAACAGGCGAUACAUUCCUCCACAUUUACGGAACAAAGACGCAUCCAAGAACGUGGGAAAUGCUUUUGCUGCUGGACGACCCGGGGGGUACACCAUAGCGCCUGCAGCAAACUACGGUUGGGACGCAGGGCGCAACAACUUUGUUAACGGCUACCAUGACAACCGGCAUACAAACCGUGGCCCGCCACGCAUGGAGCGUGGGCGAGGCGGUGUUGCGGGAGGCGGUUACCGUGGCAACAGGGGCGGGGCGUUCAACCCCAUUAACCCCGCGCAACCCAUAAGCUUCGAUGCCGGUGGCUGGAACACGGCCAAAGACGCCUACAGCAGCUUUGGCAACAACCGUGGAAAGUCUGCGUUCUUCAACGACAGAGGCAACGCCAGCAGAGGAAGGUUCGAUCACGGCGGAUUCAGUGGUGGCGGAGGAGGAAACAGCCGCUGGGUGGAGGAGUCCAGGGACGAUGGCGACUGGUCCAAGCCGCUGCCGCGUAACGAACGACUGGAGCAUGAGCUGUUCUCCGGCAGCAACACCGGGAUCAACUUUGAGAAAUACGACGACAUUCCCGUUGAGGCUACAGGACAAAACAGCCCUCAUCACAUCGAGAGUUUCCAAGAUGUCGACAUGGGUGAGAUUGUCAUGGGCAAUAUUGCUCUGAGCCGCUACACCAGACCAACUCCAGUGCAGAAAUACGCCAUUCCUAUCGUGAAAUCCAAGAGAGACCUCAUGGCCUGCGCACAGACGGGAUCUGGAAAGACGGCCGCAUUCCUGCUUCCAAUUCUCAGCCAGAUCUACACAGACGGACCAGGAGAAGCUCUGAAUGCAGCCAAAGCCUCAGGACAGGAAAAUGGGAAGUAUGGCCGGCGUAAGCAGUACCCCAUCGCCCUGGUACUGGCCCCAACCAGAGAACUGGCGCUGCAGAUCUACGACGAAGCCAGGAAGUUUUCGUACCGCUCCAGAGUGCGUCCCUGUGUGGUGUACGGCGGGGCAGACAUUGGCCAGCAGAUUAGAGACCUGGAGAGAGGCUGCCACCUGCUGGUCGCAACACCUGGCAGACUGGUGGACAUGAUGGAGAGAGGCAAGAUUGGACUGGACUACUGCAACUACUUGGUGCUAGAUGAGGCGGACCGCAUGCUGGACAUGGGCUUUGAACCACAGAUACGCAUCGUGGAGCAGGACACCAUGCCGCACAAAGGCAUCAGACAGACCUUGAUGUUCAGCGCUACGUUUCCUAAAGAGAUCCAGAUCCUGGCGAGGGAUUUUCUGGAGGAUUACAUCUUCCUGGCAGUGGGCAGAGUGGGUUCCACCUCGGAGAACAUCACACAGAAGGUGGUGUGGGUUGAAGAGAGCGAUAAGAGAUCUUUCCUCUUGGAUCUGCUCAGUGCUACAGGUAAGGACUCCCUGACCCUCGUCUUCGUGGAGACCAAGAAAGGAGCCGACGCCUUGGAGGACUUCCUGUACCGGGAGGGCUACGCCUGCACCAGUAUCCACGGCGACCGCUCCCAGAGAGACCGUGAGGAGGCACUGAACCAGUUCAGAUCGGGAAAGUGCCCCAUUCUGGUCGCCACGGCGGUUGCAGCUCGAGGUCUGGACAUCUCCAACGUGAAACAUGUUAUUAACUUCGACCUUCCAAGUGACAUAGAGGAGUACGUCCAUCGCAUCGGACGUACGGGGCGAGUGGGAAACCUGGGGCUGGCCACGUCAUUCUUCAACGACAAAAACGGGAACAUCACAAAGGACCUGCUGGAUAUCCUGGUAGAGGCUAAACAGGAGGUUCCUUCAUGGCUGGAGAGCCUGGCCUAUGAACACCAGCACAAGAGUAGCAACAGGGGGCGCUCUAAGAGGUUCUCUGGUGGUUUCGGAGCUCGGGAUUACCGCCAGACGGCUGCCGGGGGCAGCGCCGGCGGGUUCGGCGGGCGGGGAGGACGCAGCCAGCAGGGACACGGAGGAAACCGUGGCUUCGGAGGAGGUGGUUUCGGCAACUUCUACACAAGCGACGGCUACGGAGGAAAUUACUCCCACUCUCAAGUGGAUUGGUGGGGAAACUAGGUGUCUCCAUUCCAUCUCUACUCAUCUUUCUUUCCUCCUUUGACUCCUUUUCCAUCAUUUCUCCCCGACCAUGUCAUCCACAUCCCACCCGUCUCGUCACCUCUACUAUUCCCUGGAACCUACAUGCAUGUUAUUAAACUAUUUAUACUCAUUUAUAUAUCCCCUCCUUCUAGUCCCAGUCAGUCAUGUCUUUUAUUAGCUUUAGAUUCUCUCGUGCUUUCCAUCUUCAUUUUGUUCCCUUUACAUUUUUGAUCUCUCCUGGUAAAGGUGGCCACUUUUAUAAAGGAUUUUGUUUUGUUACUUCCUGACAAUGUUCGAGUUGUUCUCAAAGCCCCUCAUACAGGACGAUUUACAGACAUCUAUAGGCAGGGCAACAUUCUUUCUUUUUUUUUUAUUUAUUUUUUUAGUUUUGUGACCUUUAGAUUUGAGUUUUAGCUUCAUGUUUACCAGUCAGGCAGGCUCCCUGUAUAACUUUGUAUUUAAGCGCAUGGCCAUGUUGUAAAUCACCGGCCAAAAAAUUUUGUAAAACGCGGAGCUGGGCGAGACGGCAAGGCAAAAUGUCCGACAUAGGAACUUUAUGUUCUCCUUCAUUUCUGACCUGGAGUUUUUCCGCUUUUCAAAGCAUCAACAUUUGAGUUACUGAUGUCUGCCGAAGAAAACGACAAACCGAACCCACUGAACCCCCUAACCGGUGAAAUGUCAGUUUUGCCCACUAGUAGGCGCUUGUUCAAACUUGACUUCUUCAACUCCAACCAACAAUGUAGAGAAUCUUUUUGUUUCUGUACUGUGCCUUUAAGAAUCGAAACUCUAUGUAUGUUGCUUUUCUCACUAUAAUACCUAACUGGCUGCAAGUACAGUUUUUAAAGGUUCCUGUAUUUAACGUCAUGUGUGGGUUUAAACGCGCACUUCUUCAUUCCCGUUUGGACGGAGACAAACUAGGCUUGAACUAAAUCAAACCUUGGCAAAAAAACCUAAAAAGAAAACACACAAAACGAAAACUAAAACGGACGUAAUGAGCUGAAACUCCUUGUGUCCUCUUAGAGGUAGGACAAAAAAAAAAAUCACCAAAUGAGCUUUCCCUGAAGCUUAUAACCUCUGUAGAGACAUUUGAACUUUUUCUCAACUUGGUUGUAGGUUUGUUUUUGUUUUUUGUUUUUUGGGGGGGGGAAUACUUGUUUUUUUCGUGUCAAAUCCAGAGCUCAAACUCGAGCUAGCAGCUUGGCUUCCCACGGCCUUUGUCACUAAUUGUCGCCCUCCGGUGUCAUUAACUGAGCAAAAUCUGAUCCAGGAGUUUCUUGGUCAUGUUAAAGUCAAACAAAUCAACAAGACCUUAAAGCCCAAAAUUGACAGUUUUUUCUUUUUCCGACUCUUAGUGGCGCCGUGCUUUUGGGAAACUGAAUCUGCUUCCACCUCAAACGUCAGUCUUUGUUCUUAAAAUCUUCCUGCAACUCUCAAAAGUAAGUUAAAGGAAAAAUAAAAAACAUGCUCACUCUAUCCUGGAGAGUUAAACAAAAAACCUUAUCUUAAAUAAAUCUUUCCAGUUUUAUUUUUUUUAUUACUUUGUUCGGUCCUUCAAAUCUGUUGAGGUAAAGCAUUGGAAUUGAUUUUAUUUUAUUUUUUAUUUUUUUACUGUAGUGACAACUGGGGCUUCCAGACGAAAUGCUGCAUUUCCAGAGCACAUUAUAGCCACAGAGAGAGCAAAUUAUUGACUUUUUGUCCAAACUAAGCUACCAUCCUGCGGGUUAAAGGUCGGUUGAAAACAUCCUCACCUUCUUUUUGAGGCUCAAUUUAAGUGUCCGCUAAACCUUAACCCUGUCUUAACUGAUAAAGUUAAAGCAGUCUGAACCAGAGCUGCUAAAAUGUGCUGGUGGAAAAGCGGCAUCCCCGGGGAAGUCCUGCUUGGCUCUGUCGCAGAAGGAAAUCUCUAGGAGAAAGCCGACUCUGCGCCGACAUUAUCUGCACUUCGUUUACUUGAUUUAAAAAAACAAAAACAAAAAAACGACAAAAAAAACCCAAAAACAUGUAAAUAGUUGCAAACUUGAAGCGAAACCAGAGGGAUUUCCACAGAAAAUGUGACGGAUUAGAGGCGUGAAAAACUCGGAUCACUCAACACGGACCAGACUGUGUCUGGAAGGCUUUGCUCAGAGCUGCGGUGGAUGGAGAUGAGUAACGUUUCCAGCAGCAUAAUUCAUUAAUUUGGGCUCAUAACUUCCUAAAUUGCCCACUGCCUCUGACAAAGCCGGACCAAGACAAUAAAACAUAUGCAAGUGUUGUUGUUUUUUUGGUCAAGGAGUUAAAAAUGCAGAGCAGAUAUGCUCUAAAUCUAAAGCAGGCUUUAGUGAUAAAUACCAGACAUGUUUUAUUUUUGUUUUAUUUUUCUUCGGUUUCUUUUAAACGCGUAAUUCUUUAGCUCCAGUUCCCUCACAUCUGCUCUGCCGGGAUGUAAUGGAAACUAGUUGGCUUUAUCACGAUAAACAAGAGUUUUCCGCUGAGAAUAGAGGACAGCUGUUACAGGAUGCAACGUCGCACUCCACCUCGUCUUAUUAGUUGCUCUUUAUAUCCACUUAUUAAAUAAAUUAAAAAAAAAAAAAAAAAACAACUAAACUUAAGUUGCAUUCUCGGCUUCAUUUGUCAAAAAUAAAUAGACCUUAAUGAAGUCUGAUUAAAUUAAGAGCACCAACUCUUGGUAUGCUCGGAUGUUUUUAGCCUAUCAGGGUUUUGUUUUUCUCGCAGCAAUGGUUGAUAGUCUCCAUAUUAAACUUCUUCAGCAAAUAACCAGCACCGAGGUAGGAUCUGUAAAGGUACAAUAAGUUGCUAAUGACAAUCAAGUUUAAAAUUCCCGCGUGAGCAGAACUCUUUUCCGUUGCAUGUCCAGUCACUUAGUCGCCAUCUCGACAUGCAGAAGUUUUGUCAUGCAGCUGCCCGACUUCAACCCGUGUCUUCCACAAUGAUGAAAUUCCCAGAACCGAACCACUAUUGAGCUGUUGGAAAUGUCCUCCACUACCAACCUCGAACUUUGACCUUGCUGUGAGCGGUGUCACUGUUGAUAUAUUUGCUGUCGGAGUAGAGAUGCUGUUGGUGUUUGUUACUUGAAUCCAAAGCGGCUGCUGCGUCCAAGCAGACGUUCUUUAAACUUAUUGUUCUAAAUGCUUGGAUCACGUUCUUUGAGUACAGUGCAGGGUCUAGAAGCUGCUGUGCCUUCUACUGACCACUAGAGGGCAAUGAAGGAAUAAGCACUUUGUUGGCAGCUGCAUGUUUUGAUAUACUAAUUUUCUUUUAAAUUGUAAACAGUGGAAGUUAAAUGUUUAGCGUUUGUGUUUAUAGGCCACUCCUGUCCAAUAGAAGUCGGAUAUGCAAUGCAUGUGCGUCUCAUGAGCAAAAUUCACUGUUGGUUGCAUUUACCAAAUAAAUCAAGCUAGAGCAAUGCUUCACUACCACUGUGCCCCGAAUCUCAAACCUUAAUACUGCUUGGCACUCAAAUUUCUACCAAAGUGAAAUUAAUUUCUGUUGCUUGCUUAGAUUAUGUACUCGCAUUUCUUGAUUUUUAGUUUCAGACUUUUUUCUUGUUAUUUUGCUACAUUUAAAUACAACCGUUGGUAUGCUGCGCGCCAACGGACUGUCCAAUUUCCAAAACGUGCAUAGUGCCUUGUAAAGACUGAAUAACUGACUCACACAUUGGUUAGGGCUGGGUAUGUUUUCAGUUGGAUAUGACGUCCAAACUUAUUGCUCUCUCAAUAUGAAACUGUAGGUGUGUAAAUGUUAUAUCUCUGCAUGUGAAUGUCACAGAUUGACUACCUCAAGGUACGAUCGCAACAAGCAGAAGGGCAUUUAGAGAGCUCGCCAUCUUCAAAGCUGGUGAGUCUCAUUUAAUGCCUUUUUGUACAAAAAAAAAAAUAUAUAUAUAUAUAUAUAAAUUACUUUAUUCUUGUGUCGCCACUUUACAAAAUUCAAUGACUUUCAGUACUGGUAGGUUUUUCACUCGCGCUACAAUAAAGCAGCCGUUUGGCACAAGCUCUUUCAGGCACAAAUUAAUCCUGGUGCUGCUCAAGCGUGUAAAAUUAUUUCGUGCCAUUAAUGUUCCAUUUGAACAGAUUCUUGGCUUUCUCGCCACAUUUCUUCAGGGACUUUGGUCGUUCUUUAUAGUCCCAAUUGGAGUCGUACAAGGUCGACUCUUAGUGGCUCGCUAUCAUUUACAGCACCACUACCGACACAUCUAGCACUUUAAAAGAUUUCAACGCCUGCAAAUCCCAUGUUGUAUCGUUUGCUAAUUUGAAACUGCUAACAUGCUGACUGCAGUUCUUGCAAAAUGUACAAGUAUUGUGAGUUUACUCUUGACCUGUACCUAUGCAGAAGCCAUCGUAGGCAUUUAUUCCCCCCACACACACACACCCUGUUAUCGAGUGUGCGCGUAAGAUAUGAAUAUAGCGAAUUUAUCCAGAUCAUUUCAAGAACACUGUUGUUUUGUUUUGACUAAAACCCUUCUCAUUCCCAAAUCCAGCACUUUAAUUUUUUAUUGUCGUUUCUAAAACCCAUCGAUGCCUUAUAUUAGUGGUGAAUACCCAGCCCUAAAGGAGCAGAAGGUUGUUUGUUCCUGAUGCGCUCAUCAUUUACGCUGAUGACUCUGUGCCCUCUAAGUUAUUCGCAGGAGUGCUUUUUUUUUUUUUUUAAAGACAUGAAGAACAAUUAAUGGUGCUAUGCUCCCAUUGCUGCGGCCUGCAGGCCUCCCUGUUGUAAAAUGACUUUAAAUCAACAGAGUUUUGCAGAAAAUACUGUUUGGUUAAGGCUUGUUUGUGUUGAGUCUUAUGUAGCACACGUCCUUCACGCCUCUGAGAGGUUUUCCGACUGAAGGUGUCCGUCGUGUAGCACAGCCAGGCGAGGUUUGCCCACAGUUUAAUGUGGUUUGUGUUUGUUGCAAGGAAAGGUCCUUCCAGAUAGGAAACCGUUUUUAUUUUUAACUUUUUAUUUUCUUUGGGGAUUUUUUUUGUUUGUUUGUUUUUUAUUUUCAUGGGACCAGGUGGAGCUCCAGUCAACAGCAACUGUAGGAUUCAACUGUUUAGCCGUGUUCCUGAGUCUACUUUCGCUGCUAGUUUGUGUAACUUAUCAAGCAUUUUUGGGGCGAUAUGUUUAUUUUUGUAAGCCUAAAUACAUAAAGUUGAUGUUUUACAAAGUGACUUGACCAAAAGACAGUAAACAAAAACACUGGCACUUGAAUGUUGAAUGUCAUUGGUAUGAGUGGAGACAAAAAAAAAAAAGAAAUCUCUAUUUUUCUGGGGUAGUGUGAGCUUUUUAAUGUUAAAAAAAAGAUGCAAUGAGUGGGGGUUUCUCACUCAUUAUGUCACUGUAACAGGAAGUGCUAGUUUGUGCUUUCUUUUGAAGAGUGCCAAAAUCACUCGUUUAUUUCCAUACUUAAGACGGGAACCUGUGAGGCGUUCAGGUCCCUCCGAAGAAAUUCCUUUACUUUUUUCUUCAGGAUCACCCUAAAACCAAAGUGUUGAUUUCUUACCAUCGCCAUCUGUUAAUAUUAAAAGUCUUGGCCAGAGCCUUUUUAUUAUUAUCACAAAAAUUCUAAACACAAAAUAUCCUCCACUGUUAAUGAAAUAAAGUCACAAUUGUUCCAAGAACUGCGUCUAAGUGAAGCACUGGUCGUCGCGUUGCACGUUACCGUGACAUAUGAAGUGAAACACCCCGCACAGGUUACCUUAAGUCAUAUUUAUGAUCCAUCAACCUGUUUGUGCGACAGGCUCCGUCGCUAAUAUUCGCAUAAAACGAUCUCCGAUUGGCAAACGGAUUUGAAUAAGUUCCAAAUAUGCCAAGGUUUGGAUAAAAGAAUAAUAAAAUGUUAUGAUUAAAGACCAUUUUGUAAAAAAUAAAGUAACAUGCAGUACAAAAAAAGUAUCCAGAUUCUCUUCGUCAGUUUUACUUUUUAGGGACUUUUUUUUAAUUAUUAUUCUGGAAUCGUAACUCCCCUUCUCCCUCUUCUUGUUAAUACCCUCGUUGUGAAUGUUUGGCAAGUGGCCGUCUUUAAAGUCUCCAUCACGCAGAAUUGACUGUGGUUCUAUUGCUACGUUGUUGUGAUUUGCAUAUUUUCAGGCAACAAGUGCAUCGAUGCUGUCACAGGAGAGUUUCUGGCCAGUCAGGAAAAAAAAUUGACUUUUUUUUUUUUUUUUACUUUUUUUUUUGGUUCCUGUUUUUUUGAGCAAACUAAUUGCACAAAAACAACUUUGUUGUGACUUUCUCUGUUAAAAAACAAAAAAGACUGCAAUCUAAAUAAUAAUAAUAAAAAAGUGGGGGUGUGUUUCUGAAUGACUGUUGUUUUAGCGGGUGUAUUUAAAAGACUUUGGGAGUCCAGUGCUGUCUUCAUCACUGAUUGGCCAGACCGCUCGACGUGAUCUAGCAGAAGCACCAGCCUGGUAGUUAGUAUUUGCUUUAUGUAUUAGUUUAGCAAGUGUGCACGAAGAGCACUGCACGAAAAAAAAAAAUCUGUGCAACUAUUCCGAUUUUACCACAAUUAAAGGUUUGGAUUUGCAGAUGUGA